This is a messenger RNA of Colletotrichum karsti, 1494 nucleotides long. RefSeq lists its product as uncharacterized. The transcript has 3 exons. NCBI's taxonomy places the organism in Eukaryota, Fungi, Ascomycota, Sordariomycetes, Glomerellales, Glomerellaceae. The record is from RefSeq and is a predicted model, not a curated record. Gene Ontology annotation, molecular function: transmembrane transporter activity. Bases 1 to 1494 code for a protein of 497 amino acids. Gene Ontology annotation, biological process: transmembrane transport.
AUGUCCCGGAACGAAACCAAUGCCGCCGAAUGCUCCGCCGUGGAGAAGGGCCCGGAGCCGGAGAAGACCGGCGUCGAUGGAGAGGAGCCACCGGAUCCGAACGUUGUCGACUUUGACGGCCCCGAUGAUCCGGAGCACCCAUUGAACUGGUCGACGACUAAGAAGACGGCGUCCAUCGUCAUUGUGUCUUUGACCGCGCUGCUCUCGCCUAUAGGCUCGACCAUCAGCGCCUCAGCGGCGGCCAACAUCAUGGAGUACUUUGGCACGACCGACGACACUCUGGGUGCACUCAUGACCACCAUCUACCUACUUGGAUACGCCUUCGGUCCAAUCGUCAUCGCGCCCCUCUCGGAGCUGUACGGACGUGUGAUUGUUUUUCGUACAUGCACGAUCCUGUUCACCAUCUUCAACAUCGCGUGCGCGGUAGCGAACAGCCUCGGGUCCCUGGUGGUUUACCGUCUGCUGGCCGGUAUCGCUGGGUCAUGCGCGGGCACGCUGGGCGCCAGCUCUAUUGCGGACAUGAUCCCACGCGAGAGGCGCGGAGCCGUUAUGUCUGCGUACAUCAUGGGCCCGACCUUGGGCCCGACCAUCGGACCCAUCAUCGGCGGCAACCUCACGGCGGCCGCGGGCUGGCGAUGGGACUUCUGGCUUAUGGCUAUUGCAUCAGGUGUCAUGGCUAUCUUCGUCAUCGUCUUCUUGCGCGAGUCGUAUCCGUCCGUGAUACUGACCAAGAAGACGGCGAGGUUGCGAAAGAGCACUGGGAACCAGAACCUGCGAUCGGCCUUGAAUACCGGCAAAACUGUCAAACAGGUUUUCACAUUCUCUCUCUUACUACGCCCUCUCAAGAUGCUGAUCUCGCCCAUCGUGUUCCUGAUGUCGGCCUAUGCCGCCACCGUCUUCAGCUAUGCCUACCUUUGCUUCACAACCUUUCCUCGCGUUUUCAAGGACCAAUACGGCUUCGGCAGCGGAGCGUCGGGACUAACUAGUAUUGGCAUUGGAGUCGGCUUUAUCCUGGGACUUCUGUUUGUAGGUGCUGUGUCUGAUCCCUGGUCUGCCUACCUCACGAAGAAGAACGACGGCGUGGCCAAGCCAGAGUAUCGCCUGCCCACAUUAGUUGUCGGCGCCAUCUUCGUCCCCAUCGGUCUAUUCUGGUAUGGAUGGUCAGCCGAGAACAAAGCCCAUUGGAUUUUGCCCAUCUUAGGGACCGCCUUUGCUGGCAUCGGCAUUGUGAUGGCAUAUACAACAACCGCUACAUAUCUCAUUGAUGCAUACACGGUUUACGCUGCGUCAGUUACGGCCGCAAGUGCUCUCCUCCGCUGUCUCUUUGGGGCUCUGCUUCCUUUGGCGGGUGGCGCCAUGUUCGAUGCUCUAGGAGUAGGCUGGGGGAAUUCGGUCCUCGGAUUUAUAUCUCUUGCCUUUCUCCCCCUACCUUUCAUCCUUUUCUUUUAUGGCGAAAGAAUCCGCGGGUCGCGACUUUUCAAAUUGGAGUAUUGA